Messenger RNA from Erigeron canadensis, 1353 nucleotides. Its product is annotated as malonyl-coenzyme A:anthocyanin 3-O-glucoside-6''-O-malonyltransferase-like. The record is from RefSeq and is a predicted model, not a curated record. The transcript has a single exon. The coding region runs from base 1 to 1353 and encodes 450 amino acids. NCBI's taxonomy places the organism in Eukaryota, Viridiplantae, Streptophyta, Magnoliopsida, Asterales, Asteraceae.
AUGGGUUCCCUUCCAAUCCUAUCUGUUGUUGAACAGUCCCAAGUAUGGCCACCACCAGCCACCGUUGACGACACGUUGCUACCGCUUAGUUUCUUCGACUUCAUGUGGAUACGUCAACCCCCCGUCCACUAUCUUUUUUUCUAUGAACACUCUGUUACUGAAACCCAUUUCCUUGAAACAAUCGUACCCGAUCUUAAAAACUCCUUAUCAGCCACUCUUCAAUAUUUUUAUCCCUUUGCAGGUAACUUGGUCGUUUACCCGACUUCUAAAAAACCAGAAAUUAGUUACGUUCAAGGUGAUUCUCUUGCGGUUACAUUCGCUAAAUGUAACCUUGCUUUCAAAGAACUAACAGCAAACCAUCCCCGGGACUGUGACAAGUUUUACCAUCUUAUAAGUCCACUAGGCGAUGCUGUUAAAACAUCCGAUUAUACUAGGAUCCCGCUCUUUUCUGUACAAGUGACAUUUUUCCCAAACCAUGGCAUCUCUAUCGGAAUGACAAAUCACCAUAGCCUAGGUGAUGCUAACACACGGUUUUCUUUCAUGAACGCGUGGACAUCUAUUGCUAGAUCGGGUAACACUGAUUCUUUUCUAAGUACCGGCAAGUUGCCAUUAUAUGACAGAGUGGUUAAAAACCCAAAACUAGAUGAAAGUUAUCUAAUGUUUGUCAAGGCCGAAACUUUCAAAGAAGAUUAUCAACCUCAAAUCCUAUCAGGCCCAACUGAUAUACAACGGGCUACUCUUAUUUUGACCAGAAAUGUUCUUAAUCAGUUGAAGAAGAGAGUAUCAGAGAAACUACCAACAUUAGCUUAUGUGUCAUCUUUUACGGUGGCAUGUGCUUAUAUAUGGAGUUGCAUAGCCAAAACACGCAACGAUGAGCUACAACUAUUUGGUUUUGUGAUCGAUUGUAGGGCACGAAUGGAUCCCCCAAUCCCUGUUGCCUACUUUGGUAACUGUCUUGGGGGAUGUAUGACAAUAGAGAAGACGACUCUUUUAACUGGAAAAGAAGGGUUCAUUACUGCUGCAAAGGUGCUUGGAGAAAACCUACAUAAGACCCUAACAGAUAAUGAUGGAAUCCUCAAAGAUAUAACAUUCUACGGAGAACUAUUUAAGAAUGGAAUGCCAACAACUAUGAUCGGUGUUGCUGGAACUCCCAAGCUGAAGUUUUAUGACAUGGAUUUCGGAUGGGGGAAACCCAAAAAGGUCGAAACAAUUUCCAUUGAUUAUAAUGGGUCGAUAUCUAUGAACUCCUGCAAAGAAUCGAAUGAAGAUCUGGAGAUUGGUGUUUGCCUUUCGACUAAUGAGAUGGCAGUUUUUGUUCGUAUAUUUGACGAGGCAUUAGAAACAUACCUUUAG